AUGGUGACCCGCCCUAACCCGGACGUCACCAUUAACACUCCCCGUGACCCGAAUACGCUGUCAAACUACCACAAUUUCAUCACUCGUCACACCUCGGCCAGUUUUGAUAUUGACUUUGAGAAGAGGGUGCUCAAGGGUGGUGUUGUGCUCACUCUCGAAUCGCUUACGGACGCAGAGACCAAAGAGAUAGUCUUGGACACCAGCUUCCUAGACAUCAGCGAUGUCAAAAUCGAUGGGCAGCAGGUGAAAUGGUCUGUUAAGGAUCGUUCCGAGCCGUAUGGAAGUCCUCUCACCAUCCAGCUGACCGAAGGUGUUGCGAAGGGCAAGAAGUUCGACGUCGCCGUAACGUUGUCCACUACAGAUAAAUGCACGGCUCUUCAGUGGAUGACACCCGCGCAGACGAGCAACAAGAAACACCCGUACAUGUUCUCGCAGUGCCAGGCUAUUCAUGCACGAUCUGUCUUCCCUUGCCAGGAUACGCCAGAUGUCAAGAGCACGUUCGACUUCGCGCUGAGGUCUCCGUUGCCCGUACUUGCGAGUGGUCUUCCUACCGGCGCAAAGGAUUAUGAGAAUGGUACUCUUCUCUACACUUUCGAGCAAAAGGUCCCAAUUCCAAGCUAUCUCUUUGCGAUCGCCAGUGGCGAUCUUGCAUCGGCCUCAAUUGGACCCCGCAGCACUGUUUGGACCGGACCGGAGGAGCUGCUCGACUGCCAGAGGGAGCUUGAGGGCGAGAUCGAGCCUUUCAUGACGGCCAUUGAGUCCAUCAUCUCUCCUCCAUACCAAUGGACGCAGUAUAACUGUCUGAUUUUGCCGCCGUCUUUCCCUUACGGUGGAAUGGAGAAUCCGGUCUGGACCUAUGCGACACCGUCCAUCAUUUCUGGAGACAAGCAGAACAUUGACGUGAUUGCGCAUGAGCUGUCUCAUAGCUGGUCUGGUAACCUUGUCUCUGCGGCAUCGUGGGAGCAUUUCUGGCUCAACGAAGGCUGGACAACCUACCUUGAGCGCAGGAUUCAGGCGUAUGUCCACGGAGAGGAGCACCGUCAUUUCUCCUCGAUCAUCGGCUGGAAGGCCCUUGAGGAGUCUGUCGAGCGAUACGGAGUAGACCACCCCUACACUAAGCUCAUUGUCGAUCUGAAGGGCAACGAUCCCGACGAUGCAUUCAGCUCCAUCCCUUACGAGAAGGGUUUCCACGCACUGUACGCCUUUGAGCUUCUUCUAGGAAAGGCCAAAUGGGACAAGUUCAUUCCUCAUUACUUCGAGACUUUCAAAUUCAAGUCCGUCGACAGCUAUGACUUCAAGUCCUGCUUGAUCGAUUUCUUCGCGUCUGAUGCGGAAGCAAAGAAGAAGCUCGACGAUUUCGACUGGGACAAGCUAUUUUAUGCACCCGGAUACCCGCAGAAGCCCGAGUUCGACGACACUCUCGUAAAGACAUGCUACGAGCUUUCCGACAAGUGGCAAGCUCGUAUCGAGAAGGGCGACAAGUUUGAGCCUCAGGCGGCUGACGUUGCGUCUUGGGUCGCCAACCAAUCGGUCGUCUUCCUCGAGCGUGUACACGCCUUCGGCGAUAAAUUCUCUGCUGCUGAUUACCACGCCAUGGGCAGUGCGUACGGCUACACAACAACUCAGAACAUCGAGGUUACCAGCAGAUACCUCAGCGUUGGACUCCUGGCCAAGGUGGAAGAGAGCUACGCCCCCGCUGCUGACUUGCUCGGCCGCAUCGGAAGGAUGAAGUUCGUGAGGCCAUUGUUCAGGCUGCUCGAGAAGGCGGACCGUGAACUUGCACUGAAGACUUUCGAGAAGAACAAGGACUUCUAUCAUCCUAUUGCUAGGCAAAUGUUGGAAAAGGAUCUAUUUGGUGAUGAAAAGAAAUAA
Molecule: messenger RNA, 1872 nt
Organism: Aaosphaeria arxii CBS 175.79
Lineage: Eukaryota; Fungi; Ascomycota; Dothideomycetes; Pleosporales
Product: putative leukotriene A-4 hydrolase like protein
Exons: 2
Coding region: 1-1872 (623 amino acids)
Biological process (GO): proteolysis
Cellular component (GO): cytosol
Molecular function (GO): epoxide hydrolase activity; metallopeptidase activity; zinc ion binding
Source: RefSeq, a predicted model, not a curated record